Molecule: messenger RNA, 1137 nt
Organism: Anopheles marshallii
Lineage: Eukaryota; Metazoa; Arthropoda; Insecta; Diptera; Culicidae
Gene: sand
Product: potassium channel subfamily K member 18
Exons: 9
Coding region: 1-1137 (378 amino acids)
Biological process (GO): potassium ion transmembrane transport; stabilization of membrane potential
Cellular component (GO): membrane
Molecular function (GO): potassium ion leak channel activity
Source: RefSeq, a predicted model, not a curated record
AUGGAACGAAAGCGUUCGAUAAGACGUCGUCAAAAACCACCAUUUGCUGAGCGAGCGAAGGAUCAUUGCAGAAAUUUCACGGCUUUUAUGUUCAGCAAUGUGGGAAUUAUAUUCCUCGUAGUUUUGUACAUGAUAGCAGGUGCGUUCAUGUUCAUCGCGAUAGAGGGCAAUGAAGCACUGGAAAGGUUUGCUCAAAUACCGUUUAAGCGGAACGAAACUGCUAUGAGACUGUGGCAAAUAUCUUGCUGUGAAGUGAAUGUGUUCAACAAAAGUGUCUUCGAGGAGAAAGUAGGAAAUGAAAUACGUGCUUAUCAAGAAAAAAUAGUACUCUGGGCACGGCGGGGCUGGCAGGGCAGCGACAUCACAUUGGAGAGUGAAAGCCCCUGGAGUUUUUCUGGAGCAUUUCUUUACUCGCUAACAGUUAUUACUACGAUAGGAUACGGUAAUAUCGUUCCUCGUACAGAGUGGGGGAAAAUAGCAACGAUAUUUUAUACAAUAAUCGGGAUGCCGUUGUUUCUACUCUACCUCUCUAACAUUGGUGAUAUUUUGGCUAAAUCAUUUAAGUGGAUAUAUGCAAAGUUUUGCCUAUGUCGUGUAUGUCCUGGAGUUGCCAGAAGAAGAGCAAUGCGAGCAAGACGAAGAGCUCGUACAGAAGAGCGAGACUACUCAUCGGAAAUGGGUGAUAAUGGAUUCGACACUAAUACCAUUACGACGUCCAAUGUUGAUGAAGAAAUUGAGGAAGAAAUCACUGCCGAGACGAAUACCGUCACUGUUCCAAUAACUAUUUGUAUUAUGAUAAUGAUAGGAUACAUAUUUUUUGGAGCACGUCUUUUCGCCGAUUGGGAAAACUGGGAUAUACUUGACGGCAGCUACUUCUGUUUCAUCUCCCUAAGCAGCAUAGGUUUUGGUGAUAUCGUUCCAGGCGCAUCGCUGCAAACGAAGGGAGAUACUAAAAUGGAAAUCAGUUUCAUCCUUUGUGCCGUCUACUUACUACUCGGUAUGGCGUUAAUUGCAAUGUGCUUUAAUUUAAUGCAGGAACAAGUCAUCUACAAAAUUCGAUCACUUAAAAAGUGUGUCAGAGGAUGCUUCCGUUGUGCUAAAGCGGUGCCAAUACCAGUCGACGAACCUGAAAGCUAG